Molecule: messenger RNA, 960 nt
Organism: Acomys russatus (golden spiny mouse)
Lineage: Eukaryota; Metazoa; Chordata; Mammalia; Rodentia; Muridae
Product: taste receptor type 2 member 109-like
Exons: 1
Coding region: 1-960 (319 amino acids)
Biological process (GO): detection of chemical stimulus involved in sensory perception of bitter taste; sensory perception of taste; G protein-coupled receptor signaling pathway
Cellular component (GO): membrane
Molecular function (GO): G protein-coupled receptor activity; bitter taste receptor activity
Source: RefSeq, a predicted model, not a curated record
AUGGAACAGUUUUUGAAGACAAUAUAUGUUAUCUUUGAGAAUAUACUUUUAAUCAUUUUAAUCAUGGAAUUAAUAAUUGGAAAUUUAGGAAAUGGAUUCAUGGCACUGGUAAACUCCAUAGACUGGGUUAAGAGAAAAAAGAUCUCAUUAGUUAAUCAAAUCCUCAUGGCUUUGGCAACCUCCAGAAUUUUUCUGCUCUGGUUAUUGUUCACGAGUUUACUAAUCUCUUCCCUGUAUCCAGAUUCAACAAAGUCUUCAAGUAUGAUAAAAGGCCUUAAUAAUGCAUGGAUUAUAGCCAACCAUUUCAGCAUCUGGCUUGCUACAUGCCUCAGUCUCUUUUAUUUUCUCAAGAUAUCCAAUUUUUCUAACUCUCUUUUCCUUUAUUUAAAGUGGAGACUCAAAAAAUCAAUUUCAGUGACAAUGGUGGGGUCUUUGGUCCUCUUGUUUUUAAAUAUUUUACUGUUCAACUUAGAAAUUAAUGUGUGUAUAGAUAAAUAUGAAAGAAACAUAUCCUACAGCUUUGGUUCUCAUUACCAUGCCAAGUGCAAGAGAUAUGUGUUAGGCCUUCACGCUAUCUUCCUGUCUGUCCCUUUUGCUGUGACCCUGUCAGCUUUUCACCUACUCAUUUUCUCCCUGUGGACACAUCACAAGAAAAUGCAGCAGCAUGUCCAAGGAUGCAGAGAUACUGGCACCACAGCCCACAUCAAAGCCUUGCAAUCCGUGACCGCCUUUAUCCUGCUAUUCACAAUUUUUAUCCUGUGUCUGUUAGUCCAACUUUGGAAUUAUGAGUUACUGGAAAAAAGUCUUUUCAUUUUAUUUUUUGAGGUUGUAUAUGUCGCUUUUCCUUCAUUUCAUUCAUGUAUCCUGAUUCUGGGAGAUAUGAAACUGAGACAGGCGUCUCUUUCUCUGCUAUUGUGGCUGAAAUGCAGGUGUAAUUAUAUGGCAACUUUAUAUUUCUAA